CACCCAACUGAUUCCUAUUAAUAUAUAAAAUAUGUUGGUUGUAGCAGUUGUAAUAGAGAAGAUAUGCCAUUUUAAAAUAUUAUACUCAAAUUUAACCUUGAAAAAAUGUCUUAGUGAACGGUAGCAACUCAAAACGCUGAAAAAAUUUACAUUUUCUGUUUCGAGGUCAUUUUUGUGACAGAGAAAUCAAACAAAUUAUGAAAAUAGUAGGAUUUAAUGAUGCACAGCUCGUUUUAUGACAACAAUAAUGAUAUAGUCUAGUUAUAUCAGGAUGGGGUUUUUUUUAUCUGUUUAGCUUGAGCUAAAGUAUCUUCUCAUUUGAAUAGAUGUCUAUUUUUAACAUGUAUGUGAAAUAACCUUUUUUCCAAACAUAUUGACUGCUGGCCACUAGCUUUAGUAAUUUUUAUAGAAACAUCCAUUGACUAGACUAUUUGGUUAAUAUUUAAGCUUUUUCAUCUGUAGCUUGUAUAGAGUCACAGAAACAAAUGGAGACUUUGAAAAAUAAAUCACAGAAUCAACAAGCAGAGUCCAUUUUUAGUUUGACAUAAUAUAAAACGGCAUGCUCAAAUGGGGCUCUGUAACCUACUUGGUGUCUAUUUUUGGGCCACAGACUGGAUAACUGACCCCAGAGCAUGUAUAAGUUAUGUAUUUGGGUCACAGCAUUCCCUUAGUCCACCCAUCUGGGACCAUGUCAUAUGACACCGAACUCGUGAUCUAACACAUCACUGCUUGCCAACAUCAUGCAGGCUGAGCUGGUUCAACCUCCAAGGAAUGUGUUUGUUCACGUCGGCUGUACUUUGCCCUUCCCCUUGCUGGAAGCAAUUAUCAGCUAUCUCAACGAGUUUCAGGAAAACAACACAUAAAGAAGAACUAGGCCUAGCCCAUACACUGUACGUACAAUCUAGCAGCCUACUUUUGUAAUUAUCUGUUCACACAUAAAAUAAGUAUUCAGCAGUUAAAUCUGAUCUUGGUGAAAGGUCUUCAUUGUGAUUGUGAAACUUAUCAGUGUUGCACUUUGAUCAGGUAUGCUCUGAUUUCCUGGAUAGGACGACUGGAAUAUUCUGGUUGGGUCCAGAUAAGCAGGUUUCGCAACAAACAUGUCACAAGUGAUGGAGGAAAUGGACUGCAGUUGAUUUAAUUGAUGUACCUAAAAAUGGAGCUUGUGAAACACUCUGGUGGAUGCCACUGUGGAGCUGUUAGAUUUGAAGUCUGGAGUUCCCCUGACCUUCAUGUAUUUCACUGCAAUUUCUCUAGUUGUAGUGUUUGCACGAAAAAACAAAACCACCAUUUCAUCGUCCCGAAGAGUCGCUUUACUCUCUUACAGGGAGUUGACAAUCUGACGACCUAUACCUUCCAGACUCAUAUUGCUAAACACACCUUCUGUAAAACCUGUGGAGUUCAAAGUUUCUACACACCACGAUCCAAUCCCGAUGGAUAUGGCGUUGCUCCACACUGUCUGGAUCCAGGAACUGUGCGCAGCAUCAUUGUGGAGAAGUUUUGCGGGGAGAAGUGGGAAGAAAGCAUGCAAGCUCACAAGAGCAUCAAAGACAUGUCUAAACCUGAAGGGGACAUGCUGUAAAAAUAACUGCUGCUACACAACUUUGAAAACUGCUUUUUUUAAUAAACAUUAUACAAAAACGGAACAAUAA
Xiphophorus hellerii (green swordtail) is the source of this 1649-nucleotide messenger RNA. RefSeq names its product centromere protein V (gene cenpv). Lineage: Eukaryota; Metazoa; Chordata; Actinopteri; Cyprinodontiformes; Poeciliidae. The coding region runs from base 1142 to 1579 and encodes 145 amino acids. The transcript has 5 exons. The record is from RefSeq and is a predicted model, not a curated record. Gene Ontology annotation, molecular function: carbon-sulfur lyase activity.